CCACGGUCGAGAAUUCCACUGAAAACGAUUUGAUUGGUGGGACUUGGGAGCCCAAGAUAUCUGCGAGAUCCGCAACUUCCACAGCCGAAACACCUCGGGAGCAAGGAAACUUCCAUUCCACAACUUUCGACCAAACCAUGCAGCCAAGCCCGACCAAGUCCCAAGCUCCCGUUGCGACGAGCGCGUUAAAGGAUGCCAUCUCCACGGAGCUCAAGAACAAGCCGUUGUCUCCGUACGUGAAGAUGUUUGCGGGGAUGGCUGGGGGUGUUGUGGAAGCAUGUGUGUUGCAGCCUCUGGACGUGACCAAGACGCGGCUUCAGUUAGACCGCACGGGCAUGUACAAGGGCAUGUUCAACUGCGGGAAGACGAUCUAUCAGACCGAAGGCGGCGGUGCGUUGUACAAGGGACUGUCUCCGUUCGUGGUGCAUUUGACUCUCAAGUACGCGCUUCGGUUUGGGUCAUUUGCGUGGUUCAAGGAGCUUUUGGGGGCCAAGCAAGGCGCGAAGGCGAGCAACCAGGUCAAUUUCACGGCGGGGCUGCUCACGGGAUUCCUCGAGUCGGUGCUGAUCGUGACGCCGUUCGAAGUGAUCAAGACGCGCAUGCAAAAAGAGAUUGGCGUGAGCAAGUUCACUGGACCGGUAGACUGCGCCCAGCAAGUCAUUCGACGAGAGGGCGUGGCGGCGAUGUGGAAGGGCAACAUCCCCACGAUGAUCCGACAGGGCAGCAACCAGUCGUUCAACUUCAUGUCGUUCGCAUGGCUCAACUCGAACGUGUGGAAAAAGGAGGACGGCGACGGCAAGCAGCUCGAGAUGUGGAAGACGUUCGUGAACGGCCUUGUCGCCGGCAGCGUCGGACCGUGCUUGAACUGCCCCAUGGACGUGAUCAAGACGCGGCUCAUGGCGCAGGAGACGGUCGCGGGCAUCGAGCCCAAGUACAGAGGGUUCAUCCACGCAUUCAACGUGAUCGCCAAGGAGGAAGGGCACGCGGCGCUGUGGAAAGGACUCGUGCCGCGGCUCACACGCAUGGCGCCAGGUCAAGCCAUCACAUGGACAGUCGUCAUGCGGGUCACGGCGUACUUUGAGAACCACCAGUAGUAGACUCAGAGUGCAUUACUGUAUUGAAUAGAAGAUUAGAAUAACAACCAAGGGCUACAUAACUACAUAUGAUUGUAAUUACGACUCGUACAUCGUCGA
Messenger RNA from Aphanomyces astaci, 1193 nucleotides. RefSeq lists its product as hypothetical. Gene Ontology annotation, biological process: succinate transport; fumarate transport. Lineage: Eukaryota; Oomycota; Saprolegniomycetes; Saprolegniales; Verrucalvaceae. The transcript has a single exon. Bases 138 to 1094 code for a protein of 318 amino acids. The record is from RefSeq and is a predicted model, not a curated record.